AUGGUGUCAUUCUGGCCUUUCCGCGGCGGCGAGGACAACGCCGAGUCCUUCGAAAAGGCCUUGAGCAAGCUGUCCACCCAGAUCAAUAAGACUAGCGCCCAGAACGAACGAUUUCGACAACAGCAGCGACGGUACAAGGCUCUGUGGACGUUGUAUACAAGCUUCAUUUAUAUCCUGGUUGCUGCUAUCCUAACACUUGUGACGGGGUGGGACAGAUGGAGUUACUUCGAGUACACAGCAGUGGCAGGAGGGCCGGUCAUCAUCUAUGGUGUUCGAACUGCCCUUGAUGCAUACUUCAACUACCGGAUAUCGAACUCGCAGAACCACCUGAACGAUCUGACCAAACAGCGCGAGGCGACGAUCGAACGUUUGAAGACGGCUACAAAGUACAACAGCACGCAGCAGCUGUUGGAGAAAUAUGGAGGGUCACCGCCCAGAAAGAGACAACCUUCACCACAACCCAAGGCAAAAAGGAAGUCAGAGGGUGGACAAGGUACGCAGGGCACACCACAGCAGACUGGUAGAACCGGGUUUGCUCCGCCGCCGACUGCCAACAUACCGGGCAGGCAGUCUCCACCCGCACCGCCCCCACCCCAGGGCGAACCAGGCUCUGUUCCACGACCGUCGACAGGUCUUGCACCACCACAGCCUGCAGGCCUCAUGCCUCCACCUGACCAAAGCGGUCCUGGAGAGGACUUUGCUCCAAAUGCCUUCUCAUCACCCCCUCGACCGUCUAUCCCGCCGAUCCGCCAACCCUCGCAAUAUGCAACAGAAGGACCUAAGUGGUACGAUCGCAUCCUCGAUGUAGUACUGGGCGAGGACGAGACACAGGCGAAGAACAGAAUAGCUCUCAUAUGUCAGAGCUGCAAGCUGGUCAAUGGUCAGGCGCCGCCAGGAGCAAGGACGUUGGAAGACAUUGGGAGGUGGAGGUGCAGCAGUUGUCAUGCAUGGAACGGUGUUGAAAGCGAAGAGAAGCGUAUACUGCAGCAGAUGUCGCAGGGUGGUGCUGAGAGUCCUACCUCGCCCGUCGCACCCUUCAGCGCUGCUACUGACCCUGGUCCGGGAGUAAAGUCUAUGUCGGGGGAAGCCGGCGAUGAUGAAGAAGACGAAGACGAGCUUGAAGAUGGCCAACCUGAGGAGGUCGAAGUCGAGACUCCAUCAGCUGGCUCCACGCGCAGCAAAGCGCGCCAGAGGAAGGCCUGA
Molecule: messenger RNA, 1203 nt
Organism: Zasmidium cellare ATCC 36951
Lineage: Eukaryota; Fungi; Ascomycota; Dothideomycetes; Mycosphaerellales; Mycosphaerellaceae
Exons: 1
Coding region: 1-1203 (400 amino acids)
Biological process (GO): endoplasmic reticulum tubular network organization
Cellular component (GO): endoplasmic reticulum tubular network
Source: RefSeq, a predicted model, not a curated record